AUGUCGACUCAGCUACCUGCCAAUGGCGCACUCCCAGGCCAAGCUGCAACAGGACCUUCUGCAGCAACCGAUGCGCAGACGUCGGCUGCUAGUAUUGGUGAACAAGUGAAUCCAAAUGGUGAUGCGAUUCGUAAAGAAUGGGAUUCUGAGAAACAGAUCGUUUCGUCCCUGUGGAAGCUACAAGAACUAGAAACCAAAAUUCACCAACUCCGGUCAUUGUUGCCGGAUCGUCUGCUGGCACCUAUUACACCAAUCGUCAACCCGCGAAAGGCAGGGUCUCAAAGGGCAAUCCCAAAGAACCCCCAACUGCUGUUUGAAGCCCUUGCCCAGUCCGCCCGCGAUGGCGUCGCGGAGGUGGAAGAAUUCAAGUCGAUGUGGCAGAGUUCCGAGCUGAAAGCCGUCUGGGGCUGGAUGGACGAGAAACUGAAAGAAUCCAACGGCCGCUAUCCGCAGCCCACCGGGAUGUGGGAGCGUGACUACGAUGUCAUCUUGCGGGACCUGGAAAACGAGGAGCGCCAGAAAGAGGAACAACGCCGGAAAGACGAAGAAGAGCAGGAGAGGUUGAAAGCCUUGUCCGCCGAGGGUGGCUGGAGAGGUGUCGUUGAGUCGUUCCAGAAGAGACAACUCUCUGGAUUGCGGCUCCUAGUGAACAAAAACGAGGCUAUGUUUACAGUGCAUCUCGGAAGCGCUGGGAUGACAUUCGAAGUCCAAGAAGUCGUCAGUCCGGAGGACAGUGGAGCGCUUGAAUGGCAGGUCGAGCCCCAGCCGCAGCCAUGGAAGGCACCAAGCAAGCUCGAAACUGCAAUUUGCUCGAAUCUCAAUCGCAGACCUCGCAAAUGGGACCUCGCUUAUUUAUUGGAAAUGAUCUAUUCUUAUUCGGACAUCAGGCGAACACCAUGCAAGAAGUGCCAAAAGAUGACCGACAAUUCCGCUCAGCUUCCCGUCAUCCGACGCCCAACAACAGUGGAAUCUGAUGGCAAAAAGUCGAUUUCCUGGGAGGCGUAUCAUUCGGGGUGCGCUUGA
Molecule: messenger RNA, 1023 nt
Organism: Rasamsonia emersonii CBS 393.64
Lineage: Eukaryota; Fungi; Ascomycota; Eurotiomycetes; Eurotiales; Trichocomaceae
Exons: 3
Coding region: 1-1023 (340 amino acids)
Cellular component (GO): mediator complex
Source: RefSeq, a predicted model, not a curated record